Molecule: messenger RNA, 1328 nt
Organism: Emiliania huxleyi CCMP1516
Lineage: Eukaryota; Haptophyta; Isochrysidales; Noelaerhabdaceae
Exons: 3
Coding region: 5-1201 (398 amino acids)
Biological process (GO): sulfate assimilation
Molecular function (GO): 3'(2'),5'-bisphosphate nucleotidase activity
Source: RefSeq, a predicted model, not a curated record
CUACAUGUCGCUAGCUUUCGCUCUGGCGUCGGCCACGGCGGCGCUCAUGCACGCAACUUCGGUCUCGCGGCAGUGCGCUGUCGGCCGCGCCAGCAGCGCUCGCCUCGUCGAAGCCGCUCCGCCGCCCGGCUUUGUCUGGGCGACCGAUGACGGCGCUGAUGCCGGCAGGCCUGCUGCCGGCGGGCCGGACUGGGGCGGCGAUCUGGCGGCCGAGGCUCGCAUCGCCGUUCGGUGCGUCCAGCGGGCGAUGCAGCUUUGCCAGGCGCUCGCUUGCGACAUGCGCGUCGUCGAUUCCGAGGCGAGCGGCAAGGAGAUGGACGAGUGCGACGUCACGGCGGGCGUCUCCUUCAUCAAGGCCGGAGACUCGACGCCCGUCACGGCGGCAGACUUUGCCAUCCAGGGCCUCAUCUCGCAGGAGCUCGGGCGCGCCUUCCCCGCCGACCGCUUCAUGGGCGAGGAGGACGCGGGUGACUUGCGUGAGGACGCCGCGCUGCGCAGCCUCGCGCUGCGGCUCUCGUCGCAGUACGGCGGAGAGCCUGACGAGGCCGCCUUCCUCGCCUCGGUCGACCGCGGGCUCGAGCCGCCGCGAGGCACGGGAGAGCGCUGCUGGGUGCUCGACCCGAUCGACGGGACCAAGGGCUUCAUGACGGGCCAAAACUACGUGGUCGGGCUCGCGCUCGUCGACGGGGACGGAGAGGCGCUGGUCGGCGUGAUGGGCGUGCCUGCCGAGGAGGAGGUGCCUCCCAUCAUGGCCGCCGUGCGGGGGCGCGGGCCUCUCGUGGCGCGCGGCAUGCUCUCGGGAGCACACCGGCCAGUGACACGUCCCCCGGACGCGUCCCUCAGGCACGGCCUCACGUGGUGGCGUGCCGGCGGCGACGCGCCCGUGGAGCAGGAGGCGGCGCCUCGCCCCGCUUGGGCGGACGGAGGGGCGGCGCCCCCGUGGCUCAUCUCGCCGCAGCGGGCCUUUGCCGAGUGCCAGCCGUUCGGCGCGGCGCACCCGCCGUCGGAGCUCAAGUCCUGGGACCACGCGUGCGGCCUCAUCUGCGUCGAGGAGGCGGGCGGGAGCGCCUCCGACUGCGAGGGAGGCCGCGUCGCCUUCCCCGGCCGCACCUUCCGCGUUCAGGGCGGCGUCGUGUGCUGCUCGCGGUGGGCGAGCGAGGAGGUGAGGCGGCGGCUGCUGGGGGCGGCGACGCGCCGGUGACGAGCCACGGGCGCCUCUCUGCUCUCUCUGGUUGGAGCGGUGGCAGACGGAGACGCUCUCAGGUGGGCGACCUGUUAGGUCGUCGGGUUUUUUUGCGGUUCAUUGCAGAGGUUUAAUCGGAUAAGAA